ACUUUGAGAUGAUGUAUGCAUACACUGAACGAGUCGUGUUCUGGGUGCUGACGUUUUGUCUAGGCCACGUCACAGACGGCUAUAACCUACCCAUGGGGAACCUCUAUGUGCUGGCGUUCCCCCGGAUUCCAGAGUUGAGGCCAGACCAGGCAUUCGGUCAGCCCGGUCUCACCUUCAACAUGCACACAAUGUCCAGAACCGAAAUCAAGAUUCGUCUGACGGUCCAACAAUAUAAUCAGCCAAAUUUGCUUGAUGAGGAACUAGCGGCAGCAUUCCUACACCCUGUUACACAUAGUGUGGAUAGCAGAUUUGGCCCACAACACGACAUUGGUGUGACGUCAACGUUUCGACUGGCCAGUGUGGGCUACUUCUCGACCACCGUCUUCCUUAAGCCGGGUGGGCACACAUUUGAGAGUCUACAGGCCUUCCCCGUCACGGGCUGGGGCAAAACUUACUUCGCUUUUACUUUUAUCAAGAGGUCGAGCAUCAACAUCGUGACUGAGCUGGGCCCGAAUGAAAUCUCAAUACAGUUCAAAUUCAUAAACGGGACACUUGUAUAUGAAGACGAGACGCUGACGUCAGGAAGCACGUUAAGGCGCACAUUACAAGCGUAUCAAGGCUUCGUCAUGUCCUGGUGUUCAAGCAGUACCAAGGAAAACGAGCUGACAGGUACGAAGAUCUCUGGUCACCACAACAUAGGGGUGAUCACUGGCAGUUGUGACGACUCCACCCAUAUGAUCAUCUGUGAGCCCGAGGACGAGGGGGCCAGGGAGACGGAUAAACUAGGCACGGCCAACGUCUUGUCUGAAAUGCUGCCACCGCUUGAAGCAUACGGCAAAGAGUUUAUGACCCUGAUGUUGACGGGACGGAGAGUGUACGGCAAGUUUGUGGUCGUAGCGUCAGAGGACAACACGCAAGUCUUGGUCCACACAGGGAAAAACACGCCAGAGAACAGAACUCUACAGGCGGGGGAGAGGUUCUAUCGUGACGCCAAAGAGCCCUACUACAUCCGCAGCACGAAGGCCAUCCUUGUGAUCUACAUCCAGAUGUCGGCGUGUGUCCUCCUAAACAUCGCCCUCACACAGGAUGAAUCAGGGGACCCCGCCAUGUGUGUCCUGGUCCCAAUGCAGCUGUUCUACGACACGUAUGUCUGGAGCGCGCCGACCUUGCCCACAAACAACAACUUUAUCGCCAUCAACAUCAAGUUUGUCUUCGUCACCCACCUCAGGCUGAACGAGAGAGGUUUGAGUCCCGGGAUUGAGUGGUUUGCCGUGCAGGGCUACACAGAGUACCGUGUGGGCAGCACUCUGGUACACGCAGAACACAACGAACUCUACUCCGUCUCUGUCACCUACUUCGCUGUGUACGCCUACGGUAUCGGCACGUCGUUCGCUUACAUGCAUCCACUGCCCUACGUCACCACACACAUCAACACGAAAUGUGACGUCACCACAGUUCAAGUGGGGGACUUUCUGGAUAACGACUGCGAUGAUAAGAUCGACGAGGAAACAAGAGAUAACGAAGAUAACGAUAACGACGGGAGGAUAGAUGAGGACUUAUCUAAACUCAGCAGACAGAACGGGGGAUGGUCACCCUGGGUCUACACAGAAUGUUCUAGAAACUGCAGCGACUACAAGCGGACCGCCUCAAGGAAGUGCGACAAACCAGAAACCCAGAACUUCGGGCUGUACUGUGAGGGCGUGGGAUUCGAGUUGCAGGAGAAAGGUUGUCACGUGACGUUAAAAUGUCCGGGAGAUUGCCCACUAGGAACCUGGGACUUCAACUGUAAAGGCGUGUGCCUCAACUGUCACCCGGACUGUGACAAGUGGAACGGCACGUGCCAACACUGCACACGGGGGCAUAAGCUGGCGGACGGGAAGUGUGAGCAUGUGUGUACAGCCGGCACAUACGGCUUUGCUUGCGGUGGGAACUGUCUAGAGAAGUGUGGGACAGAUUGUGUUGACCGUGUCCACGGCAAGUGUCCAGGCAAGCAUGCAUCAAACUCAUUCUCCUAUUUCUGGUUGGGAGUAUUAUCAUUACCACUCUUGAUAGUGCUUGUACUCUACCUGAGAAUUAGAGAUCGAAAAGAAAUGGAGGCACUGAAGCCUGACGAUACGUCACAAAACAAUUUGUGAAAGAUGUUUUUGUUUGGUGUUUGUGUUUUGUUUAACCACUUGUCAGGAUGAU
Messenger RNA from Physella acuta, 2187 nucleotides. RefSeq lists its product as uncharacterized. The record is from RefSeq and is a predicted model, not a curated record. Lineage: Eukaryota; Metazoa; Mollusca; Gastropoda; Physidae.